UCCGCUAUAUUUGGCCGCUCUCUUCUCUCUCUUUCUUAAAUAUAGUGCUCAACUCUCUCGCUCCACAUUCCCGACGACCAGAACGAACACAAAAUUCCAAGAGAGAGAGAGAGAGGGAGAGACAGUGAUCUGUGUAUUUCUACCUGUAAUUUACAUUUCUGUAUGUCUCGAGCUCCUAAUUACGAGUUUCAAGAAUGGUGGAACAAGCAAAGAGAGAAGAAUCACGAUCACGAACUCUUGUUAGAGAAAUCGGAUAACACUGGCUUCUUGACCGUCGAGAUCCAUACUCCGACUCUAGAUCCGACGGUCCAGAGGGAGCGUUCACGAUCCCGAAGCGCUAGACAGUUGUCCUGGGUGUGCCUAUUGAGGUGCCAGCAACUUGCGAGCUCUCUUGCGUGGCUUGCUAACGCGUUCGUUCACCUCCUCCGCACCGCCAAUCGUAGGAUUUCCGCUUCGCCGACAGAUUCGUCAUCGUCGCGGCUAUACCGUGUGAUCAAAUUCUUCCUGAUUUUAGUUAUUUUGUUACUUUGUUUCGAGUUAGUUGCGUAUUUUAAGGGAUGGCAUUUCAGUCCACCCUCGCCGGACGCGGCGGAGGCUAUGGUGGAGCUUAUUUAUGCCAAGUGGCUAGAAAUUAGGGCGGGGUACUUGGCGCCGCCGCUGCAGAUAUUGACCAAUGUGUGCAUCAUAUUGUUCCUGAUACAGUCGGUGGAUCGUAUCGCCUUGGUUUUAGGGUGUUUCUGGAUAAAAUUCCGGCGGUUGAGGCCGGUGGCUACAGUGGAGUACACGGGGGACAAUGUGGAUGAGUAUCCGAUGGUGCUCGUGCAGAUCCCUAUGUGCAAUGAGAGGGAGGUCUACCACCAAUCUAUUGCAGCUGUUUGUAUUCAAGACUGGCCCAAGGAGAGAAUGCUUGUACAGGUUUUGGAUGACUCCGAUGAAUUGGAUGUUCAACUCCUCAUCAAGGCGGAAGUGCAGAAAUGGCAACAAAGGGGUGUCCGCAUAUUGUACAGACAUCGUCUUAUACGCACAGGCUAUAAGGCAGGAAACCUUAAAUCUGCAAUGAGCUGUGAUUAUGUGAAAGAUUAUGAGUUUGUGGCAAUAUUUGAUGCAGAUUUUCAGCCGGGACCAGAUUUCUUGAAGAAAACUAUUCCUUACUUCAAGGGAAAUGACGAUCUAGCAUUGGUACAAACAAGGUGGGCCUUUGUGAACAAGGAUGAGAAUUUGCUUACAAGAUUGCAAAACAUAAACUUGUCCUUCCACUUUGAGGUUGAGCAACAGGUCAAUGGAAUAUUUAUCAACUUCUUUGGUUUUAAUGGAACUGCGGGUGUAUGGAGGAUUAAAGCUCUUGAGGAAUGUGGUGGUUGGUUAGAACGAACAACCGUUGAGGACAUGGAUGUUGCUGUCCGUGCUCACCUUUGUGGAUGGAAGUUCAUAUACCUGAACGAUGUCACGUGUCUUUGUGAACUCCCUGAAUCUUAUGAGGCAUACAAAAAACAGCAGCAUCGCUGGCACUCAGGGCCCAUGCAAUUGUUCAGAUUGUGCUUCACUGACGUACUUCGUUCGAAGGUAAGUGUGGCCAAGAAAGCCAAUAUGAUAUUUCUUUUCUUUCUGCUGCGGAAGCUUAUCCUGCCUUUCUAUUCCUUCACACUCUUCUGCAUCAUCCUCCCUCUGAGCAUGUUCCUGCCGGAAGCACAGUUACCGGCUUGGGUUGUUUGUUACAUACCUGGCUUCAUGUCAAUCUUGAAUAUCCUUCCAGCUCCACGGUCAUUCCCAUUUAUUGUUCCCUUCCUUUUAUUUGAAAAUACAAUGUCAGUUACCAAAUUCAACGCUAUGAUAUCAGGAUUGUUUCGAUUUGGUAGUUCGUACGAAUGGAUAGUUACGAAGAAAUUGGGAAGAUCUUCAGAGGCAGACCUAGUUGCCUUUGCAGAAAAGGAAUCUGAACCAUUAUCAGAAGCUACAAAUCUGCUCCGGUCCUCCUCAGAGCCCAUCCUCGAUGAGCUGAGUAAACUAGAGAUAACUAAAAAGGCUGGGAAAACAAAAAGAAAUCGUUUGUACAGGAAGGAACUUACUCUGGCAUUUAUUUUGUUAACUGCCUCAGUGAGAAGCUUGUUAUCAGCCCAAGGAAUUCACUUCUACUUCCUCUUAUUUCAAGGCAUCAGCUUCUUAGUUGUUGGUCUCGAUCUGAUUGGUGAACAGGUGAGCUGACUGUUGGAUUCUAAUAUAUCUCCCUGAGUUUUAGUCCUAGGAUGCUGGAGCCGGGAACAGUGUCGCUGCUCUGUCUUCAUCCCGGUUUGCAGAUUUGAGCCUUUUCAGUUAUACUUUCUCAUUGUGAUUCUUGGUGGUGGUUCAUUCAUUUAUCCUGGGCACAUAUUUGUCAUCUCCGAAUUACUGAUCAGGCAAUGUGCUUUUCGGCUAAUGUAAAGCCGUCUGAGGAGGCGUUUAUGAGAUUGUUAUGCCUUUGACACAAAGGUACGAUAUCAGUACCUCCAUGAGAGGGCUUGUUUGCUGUAAUACUAGUUAACUGUAUAUUUGUGACAGAUGAAGGGCUAGGCAUUGUUAAAUUAUUAGUUUCAUUCUUUAAAAUUAUUUCAAAGAGACUAAAGACUUGGUUUAAAUUUUGUCCUCGCACUUUGCGAUCUGUC
This is a messenger RNA of Tripterygium wilfordii, 2639 nucleotides long. Its product is annotated as probable xyloglucan glycosyltransferase 6. The coding region runs from base 163 to 2202 and encodes 679 amino acids. Gene Ontology annotation, molecular function: glycosyltransferase activity. Gene Ontology annotation, cellular component: Golgi apparatus. The transcript is spliced from 5 exons. The record is from RefSeq and is a predicted model, not a curated record. NCBI's taxonomy places the organism in Eukaryota, Viridiplantae, Streptophyta, Magnoliopsida, Celastrales, Celastraceae.